This is a messenger RNA of Dendrobium catenatum, 989 nucleotides long. RefSeq names its product protein POLYCHOME-like. The record is from RefSeq and is a predicted model, not a curated record. Gene Ontology annotation, biological process: negative regulation of ubiquitin protein ligase activity; regulation of nuclear division. The coding region runs from base 116 to 742 and encodes 208 amino acids. NCBI's taxonomy places the organism in Eukaryota, Viridiplantae, Streptophyta, Magnoliopsida, Asparagales, Orchidaceae. The transcript has 3 exons. Gene Ontology annotation, cellular component: nucleus.
UUCUUCUUAAAUCCCCAGCGCUUCCAGUUCCCUUUCACUUCAUUCCGGAGAAGAAGACGAAGACGGGAGCAUCGGAGAAGAAGAGGGGCCAUCCGACCUCCCUUUAUCGUAGACAAUGCCGGAGUUGAGAGAGCCGAUGAUGGGCGGGGGAUACUGGAUCCGUCGAGUGGAUUACUCUCCCCCGGAAAUGGCUGCUCAGGGGAAGGUCAGACGCUUUUUUCCGACGAAUAACAAGGAGAACAUCCCGUAUGGGUGGCGCAGAUCACCGGCGGGGAGGCAUCGGAGACCGGGGAAGAGCCCACUCCCAGAAUGGUACCCACGGACACCACUUCGGGACAUAACAUCAAUAGUGAAGGCUUAUGAGAAGAAGCGCUUGCGCAUCCAAGCAGUUACAGCUGCUGCCUCUUCUUCAGUCGCACCUGACCUUCAAAUCACCAACCCACCGUCACAGGAAUCAUCAUCAACAGCUUCUCAACCCUCCAUGAAUUUGCCAAUGAAAUCUCGCCCUCGCAUCACCACCGAACCACCUCUGCAAGUUGAUGAGUCGCCUCAGACUCCAGCCCCUCUGACUCCAGCCCUUCUGACCGGUCACGUCGACGAAGGACAAACUUCAGAAACUGGAAGCACUCUUUUGAAUUCCAUUGAGCAGAUUGAGAAGGCUGUGAAGAAAAACUUGGUCAAAAUGAAGAAGCCCGAGAGCAAGCGGGUUACACAGCUGCGGAAUCUCAUGUCCAUGAGGUGAAACACUCGUUUCGCAACACUUUCACUACAGUAUUGACUGUGACCUGAGGCAUUCAGCAGUGGUGGCGCACUUGGUUCCUGGCUUCAGUCUUGCAAGUUCCUGUGUGGGCUUAGUGAUGGACCUGACGAACAACCCCAACCCCAGGUAAUCAUCUCUCAUUACUUGCUGCGUUUUUUUUUUUUUUUUUUGAGUCAAUGGUAAACUCCAUUCAUAUGUGACUAUGUGUAAAUAUUACCUAUUGAUUGGA